This is a messenger RNA of Stomoxys calcitrans (stable fly), 1028 nucleotides long. RefSeq names its product TBC1 domain family member 7 (gene TBC1d7). The transcript is spliced from 3 exons. Lineage: Eukaryota; Metazoa; Arthropoda; Insecta; Diptera; Muscidae. Gene Ontology annotation, biological process: negative regulation of TOR signaling; activation of GTPase activity. The record is from RefSeq and is a predicted model, not a curated record. Bases 117 to 995 code for a protein of 292 amino acids. Gene Ontology annotation, molecular function: GTPase activator activity.
UAGAAUAUUACAAUUAGCAGAAAUAAAAUUUAAUUCGUUUAAUUUGGGUUGCUCUAGUUUUUUUUAUAAUAACCCAUAUAGUCCACAUAAGGAAGCAGACAUUGCAAACAUAAACUAUGACAACAGAUGAAAGAAAUUUCCGUUCCAGUUACUAUGAGAAAGUGGGAUGCCACAGUGUCGAGGAGAAAAAGUCCCUUAAUAAAUUACUCCAGGAUAACAUACGGAAUCAUGUAAAAUUAAAACAAUUCUGUUUGAGUUACACUGUCCCCACAACUCAUCGAAGUCUACUAUGGAAUAUUAUAUUGGGUGUUAUGCCAUUGCACAAAAAAUCCACCGAAUUCAUUAUGGAUCAACGCAAGGCUGUAUAUGAUGAUCUACUACGAGCCGUCACUGUAAUGCAAUAUGUGACCACACCAAAAUGUCAAGCUUUUUUAAACAUGUGGAAAUUGGAAAAUAAUACUUUGCUAUACUCGGUUGGCGAAAAGACGGACGAUUUCAAAGCAGACCUAGUCUUUAUGGAAAUUGUGAAGGUUUUAUUGCGGAUUUUUGAUGAUGAUGUCGAAACGUAUUGGUUGGCAAAAGAAUUUUAUGCAUGCACUCGAGAAAUUCAACUGGAAUGCCAAAGACUUAAGGAACUGACUCAAACAUUGCUGAAGAAAGAAGAUACCCUAUUAUUCAGCCACCUGGAAAGCUUAGGGGUAUUCAGUUCAGAUGACUUGUUGGAUCGUUGGUAUAUCACCUGUUUUGCGGGUGUCAUUAAUGAAUCUACUUUAGUAAGAGUAUGGGAUAAAAUUUGCGGAGGUUCCAGAAAAAUUGUUGUAUUCAUAUUUUUGGAGAUGACAAAAGCUUUUAGCAAAAAAGCCAUGAAAUGCCAGACAAUAGUGGAGUUCAAAAAUCUAAUUGAACAGGUUAACGACCCAGACGCUUUGGUCAAUAAGGCUAUCAAAACUUGGCAAACCAGUAACCAGCAUAAUGAAAAGAUUACAGUCCAUUAAAUCAAUAAAAUUCAACAUUGUUUUCGAAUCGAA